AUGCAGCAACUGCAGGCGCAUCAGGCAAGUCAGAUGCAGAUGCAGCAAAUGCAGGCGCAUCAGGCAAGUCAGAUGCAGAUGCAGCAAAUGCAGGCGCAUCAGGCAAAUCAAUUGCAGAUGCAGCAACAGCAGGCGCAUCAGGCAAGUCAGAUGCAGAUGCAGCAAAUGCAGGCGCAUCAGGCAAGUCAGAUGCAGCAACAGCAGGCGCAACCGCAAGGGCAGCAAGGGCCGCAAGGGCAGGGGACGCCAGGCGACUGGUGGGGCUGGCCGGCGAACCAGGCCGAAUGGAGUGGUCCGUGCCAGUGGCCGGGUGCCGGCGCGCCGGCGCCGGCUUCGGCGCCAGUGCCCACGCCCCCUCGGCCGCCCGCCCCGCCAACCCCGCCCCGACCCCCCAUUGGCGCCAACGCCAACGCCAUGGGCAACCCCGGUGCCAACUCCGGCGUGGCCUGGGAUGGAUCCAAUUGGGGCGGCAAGGGCCAGGCUGCCUGGCCUGAAUGGGAGGCUGAGGCUUGGCCCGAGGCAAGCGACGCCGGCGGCACCGCUGCCUGGGAGGCAGCAUGGCCCCAACAAAGCAGCGCAGGCGAAGACUGGGCUGGCGGCUGGAAGGGUGGAUGGUGA
This is a messenger RNA of Effrenium voratum, 618 nucleotides long. The record is from the annotation of a GenBank genome assembly. Lineage: Eukaryota; Dinophyceae; Suessiales; Symbiodiniaceae.